UCAAUCUGCCGUUCAUCCAAACCCUUUCCCCCAACAUUCGGUCUCACUUUUGUUCUCUUUCCUGUCACUUUGACCUCUCCUUCUCUCUUCCCUUCUCAUGUCUACUUCAGCCAAGAGACGAGCUGAAGAAGAAGAGGAAGUUCCGGUCAUCCAUGAAGAGGACGCUCCUGUUCCUAGUGCAGGGGGAACUGCGCCAGCACAAGGAGGUCCCAGAAAGCGAGGGCGACCGCCGGGCUCAAAGAACAAGAAAACGCUUGCGGCUGAAGCCGCGGCGGCAGCUGCUGCUCGAGUAGAGCUCGCUGCUGAACCGUCUUCUCCUGAGUCCAGCAAGCGGCUGACGAGAUCUUUCGAACCCGGUGGACCCUUUACGGAAGAAUCUACGGCAGAAUCUCCUCGAAAGCGUGGCCGCCCGACAAAGAAGACUAAAGUUGAAACGACAGAGGAGGAAAUAGAGGAAACAACAAAGGAUGAUGAAUAGAUGAAAUCAAUUUAGAUCACUGGGACAUGCAGGUGGGCGGGAUCUUGUCCCUCAAAGGAGGGAAGACGCACCGUC
Molecule: messenger RNA, 553 nt
Organism: Dacryopinax primogenitus
Lineage: Eukaryota; Fungi; Basidiomycota; Dacrymycetes; Dacrymycetales; Dacrymycetaceae
Exons: 3
Coding region: 98-478 (126 amino acids)
Source: RefSeq, a predicted model, not a curated record